AUGCCACCUGCCAAGUCAGUCUCCUUCGAGCUCCUGCUGGACGAGGGCUCCAAGACCAGGGCCAGAAUCCCACUGCGGGUAGUGCUCAAUACGCAUGACAGCACAGAGUCUAUCAUAACGACAGUCAAGAACUUCUAUGGCAUAUACGAUGGGAAUGGAGUGAGCUUUGAAGACGCCUGGGGCAACACUCUCAUUGCCUCGUACGACAAUCUCGCCCACGACUCUACUGUCUAUGUGCGCAUUGUGCCGGCUCCACAGGCAACUUCGAAUGUAUACCCACUGGGCUUACACAUUGGAGAGAGUGGCUAUGAACCUAGACGUCGACCCAGCUUGGGCGAACCCUUCCAGAUGUUACCCCCUCACAUGCGCGAGCAAUCCCACUCGCCCUCGAGGCCUGCGUCGAGAGUCGCUCGCAAGCGAAGCAUUUCUCCAACGCAAGGACGAGGUCGUCGAAGUGUGUCGCAGCAGAAAGGGAUGGCUUAUACGGCUGCCAGCCGAGGAUCAAGUGCCACGGGAAGCUACCAUGACGAGAACGGAUAUAGCGACAGUGAAGCUGGGCGCAGCUCAGUCUCAGGAUCCAAGAAAGCUCGAAGCGAACAGUUUGCGAGCUCCGACAUCAGUACUGCUAACGUCCUUCAAGACGGCCGACGUGGGCAGCCAAUCUUUGACAGUUCGACCCUUCCUCUUUUUGUACCUCCCCAGGUUCCGGUGACUGCGUCCCAGUCUUCUAUAUCACCUCAGCGACGUUCGCUCCCGCAAGAAGGCCCUUCGCCCUUGCACCCUUCCGGUCAGAAGAUCUAUGGACUACAAAAUAUCCCUAUACUCUCUCCGCAGAGCUAUGGACCCAGUCCCAAUGGGUUUGCUGGUGGGGAUCGAAGAUCGGGCGCAGAUGUUAUAACUCCUAUACCCCAACAUGGCCACCGUCUGCGUGACAGAUCCAGCAUGCAGUACACCCAUGGUGGGAGACAAGGAUAUCCUGUGAACGGGGUCCUACCCACACCGGAUCCCACAGUGGCAAGUUGCAUCUCAGAUGAAGAUGUCGCUCGUACACUGAUUGCCUUGGGCGACGCUUCCAACUACUCCCAUGGGCGCACCUCCAAUUCGACCAUGGAUGAGACUUUCAGUGGUGUUGCCGACGCCGCUUCGUCCACCGGCGCUACAAGCGAUAGUGAUGAAUACAGCGAUGCAGAGGGCGGCCUCCCCAAAUACAGAAAGUAUCUUGACGAUGAGGAUGAGGAAUAUGCUCACGACAGCAUCAAGGGUGAUCACGAGGAUUAUGAGGGUCAGCCCAAGACGAAGAAGAUCAAGACCAAGAUGCAUGAUGGCCCAUCCAACGGGUAUCGGCCCAAGUCGUCUGGGCUCUUGAGACAUGGUAAAUCGGCCAAAGCUAGGUCGAACACUCUUCCAAACAUUCCCAAGCAUUCGACACAGCCUGGUCUAAUGAAAGCGCCGUCCGCGCCAGCCUCGGCCGGACAGGCCAGGAAGUCAUCUGGCUCCAGCCUCAACUUUCAACACCAACUCGGUGCGGAUGAGGAAGAUCUGUCUUCCAAACCUCGUUGCCAGCGAUGUCGGAAGAGCAAGAAAGGGUGUGACCGCCAGCGGCCCUGUGGGCGAUGCAAGGAUGCCGGCAUUGGAAUUGAAGGGUGCAUCAGCGAAGACGAAGGAAAUGGCCGGAAAGGGCGAUAUGGCCGGCACAUGGGGGUUCCGGUCAAGAAAACCGCCGAGGACCUUCUGCCGGAACAGUCUGACUCCAUCACGGCUGAGGGAACGAUGUCAGCUGACGCCGCUGGGGUCCAUGGCAGCCCCGACAAGAACAAGAAGAGAAAGAGGUGA
Fonsecaea erecta is the source of this 1833-nucleotide messenger RNA. RefSeq lists its product as hypothetical. Gene Ontology annotation, biological process: regulation of DNA-templated transcription. The record is from RefSeq and is a predicted model, not a curated record. NCBI's taxonomy places the organism in Eukaryota, Fungi, Ascomycota, Eurotiomycetes, Chaetothyriales, Herpotrichiellaceae. Bases 1 to 1833 code for a protein of 610 amino acids. The transcript has 2 exons. Gene Ontology annotation, molecular function: DNA-binding transcription factor activity, RNA polymerase II-specific; zinc ion binding.